CUCGUCCGACGUGUGGACGUCAGCACUGAGUGUGUAUAUAUGUGAGACGCCGAAGGGACGACAAUCCGUGAUAUGAGCAGCCUUUGACAGUCUUCCCAGAGGUAGUACCAGGUAGCCAGUAGGUGGUAUCGUCCGAGACCGCGAAGUAAAAACGGUUUCGCUAGAAAUGGACGAUCGCGGCGUCGUUAUCCUUGCGCUUGUCUGCGCCGCGCUCUCCCUUUGCGCCCUGGCGAACGGCUACGCGCUGAACGUCGCGGUCGACCAGCCCGAGCGGAACGGUGACUACGUCACCACGUCCUACACGCAUUACGAAGACCUGCGGCGGCUGUUCGACUCCCUGGAGCGGCGGUACCCACAUUUGGCGCGCGUCCACUCCAUCGGGAGGUCGGUCGAGGGUCGAGACCUCCUUGUCCUGGAGAUCUCGGGGGAUGUCGAGCGGCGUAAGCCCGGUGAGCCCAUGGUCAAGCUCGUCGCCAACAUGCACGGCGACGAGGCCGUCGGCAGGCAACUGCUCGUCAUUCUGGGCCAGUACCUCCUCGACCGCUACGGCAAAGACGAUCGCAUCACCCGACUGGUGAACGAGACAGACAUCUACCUGAUGCCCUCCAUGAAUCCGGAUGGUUUCGAAAACUCGGUGGAAGGCAAGUGCGAGUCGAAGGACGACUUCUCAGGCAGGGAGAACGCUAAUCAUGUCGACCUGAAUCGGGACUUCCCCGAUCAGUUCGACAGAAGACUCAGUCAGAUCAGGAAGGGCAUGUCUAUUCUGAACGGUCGCCAGAAGGAGACAGUGGCGAUGAUGACCUGGAUCUCUAACGAGCCCUUUGUGCUCUCCGGGAAUCUUCACGGUGGUGCUGUGGUUGCCAGCUAUCCAUAUGAUUCUGGUAUCCCAAAAACAUGCUGUAUAGAGAGUAAGAGCCCGGACGAUAAUUUGUUCAAGUAUCUCGCCCAUGUUUACGCAGACAAUCAUCCCCAAAUGCACAGAGGUGACGCUUGUCCACCAGAAAUAUUCCCAAAUGGUGUCACAAAUGGAGCAUAUUGGUAUGAGGUGAUUGGUGGAAUGCAAGACUACAAUUAUGCUCGUUCUAAUGCAUUCGAUAUAACGUUUGAGCUGAGUUGUUGUAAAUAUCCACCAGGUUCAACAAUACCAGAUCAGUGGUUACUAAACAAAGAAUCUCUAAUUAAAUAUUUGGAGCAAGUGCAUAUUGGAAUAAAGGGUUUUGUACGCAGUGCGGACGGUAAACCGAUCGAAAGAGCAAACGUUGUUGUUGAAGGAAUAAAUCAUAAUGUAACAACCACCGCCGAUGGCGAGUAUUGGCGCUUACUGCUUCCAGGAACCUAUUCGGUUUAUGCCAUCGCGUGGGGAUACGAACCCAGCGAUCCAAUAAUUGUAAAUGUAUUAGAAGGUGCACCGACAAUUCUUAAUUUUACAUUAAGCAGCAAAGAAUUUGAUGAUCAAGGAGAAGAUACGUUCGACGAGGUGGUAAGAUCCGUCGACAAGUACGGCUUUUUCCAUAAAGUGGAGUUCAAGCAUCACAAUUACGUCGCGAUGGAGAGAUAUCUGAAGGAGCUGAGCGCGAGUUAUUCCAAUAUCACAAGGCUCUACAACAUAGGAUCCUCUGUUCAGGGCCGCAAGCUAUAUGUAAUGGAGAUUACGAAAAAUCCUGGCGUUCACAGUCUCGAGAAACCGGAGAUGAAGUACGUCGGGAAUAUGCACGGGAACGAGGUAGUUGGCAGGGAAAUGCUGCUACUAUUGUUGAGAUAUCUCUGCGAGAACUACGGCACCGAUAAGAGAGUCACGCGGAUUGUGGAGACUGUCAGGCUUCACGUGAUGCCAAGCAUGAAUCCUGACGGAUAUGAGAUCUCCAAGGAAGGCGACGUCUACGGGGUGAAAGGUAGAGCAAACGCGAAUGGUGUAGAUCUCAACAGAAACUUCCCCGAUCAUUACGAAGUCAACGAUUUUAAUCGGCAUCAGGAACUCGAGACCAAGGCAGUGAUGGAUUGGAUAGCAAGAAUCCCGUUUGUACUCUCCGCUAAUCUUCAUGGGGGUGCGUUAGUCGCGAAUUAUCCUUACGAUGACGGACCGGAUAACAUGGCAUCCAAUGUCGCGAAUCUCAGCCCGGACAACGAUGUUUUCCGGAUGCUGGCAUUGACAUACUCCAAUGCUCAUCCCCACAUGCACCUCGGCCAGCCAUGUCCGCCGAUAUUGAACGGCUAUGGCUCAAAAACGCUUCUCGAGGAACGUUUUCCGGAAGGUAUAACGAACGGCGCCGCCUGGUAUUCUGUGCCUGGUGGCAUGCAAGAUUAUAAUUAUCUGCACAGCAAUGACUUCGAGAUCACUCUGGAAAUUGGAUGCACAAAGUAUCCGAACGCCACCGACUUGCCGAAUUACUGGCUGGAGAAUAGGGAGCCUCUUUUGCGCUUUAUCGAAAUGUCUCGCAAAGGUAUACAUGGCGUAGUGAGUUCGUCCAUCGGCACUCCGAUACCCCAUGCAAAAAUCUCGGUUGAGGGUAUAAAGCAUGAUAUUUAUUCUGCCGAGAAAGGCGAUUAUUGGCGACUAUUAGUACCAGGACGAUAUAAUAUAACUGUCAGCGCGGUGGGAUACGAAACGCUCACUCAGAGUGUCGACAUACCAUCAUACGUUGCCGAAAAUGCUGGAGAUGGAGAAGUAACCCUGGAUCUUACAUUAAUGCGUGACGAUCCUCUGCACUGGUCAUCUGCAUACGAUUUUGGACUAAGGGUAAAUUUGCAAAAUGGCUAUUUAAAAAAUUCUGACUUGAGUGCUAGAUUUAGCCAGUUGGAAAGUCAUCAACCUGAUACUGCAGAAUUUAUAGCCGGUGAUUCAUUGAUCAGCAUGUCCAUUCAUUCAUUGAAAAUCACGCAUAAUAUGGGAUCACCUGACGAGAAUAAAUUUCGCAUUGCAUUUUUGGGAGGAUUGUUUGCUUCCCAGCCGACGGGCAGAGAAAUUCUAUUACGUUUGGCGACGCAUAUCCUUAUGGGAAAUCAAAUUGGCAACCCGCCAAUUCAAAGACUGCUGGAUAACACCAUGCUACAUUUCGUUCCUGGCAUCGAUCCAGGAUUUGAUAACGUGGAGAAAAGUGAGGAUUGCAAUCCCAUAGUCAAGGACGAAGUAGGAGAGAAGUUGUUAUUGGAGAACACUGAUACCUCUCAGCAAGCAGAUAGAGUUACGGAUAUGCUUAAGAGAAUGUUACAGACUGAAAAUUACGAUGCUAUUGUGAUAUUGGGAGAUGGUGCCUCGCAAAUCAGUUAUUCAAAUGACGAUCUGAACACGUUUAAAACACUUGCUGAUGCUUAUGAGUAUUCAAGGCACAAUGAAAUAUGCAGUCAGCUGAACAAUAGUACGCAACGUUUAACGAAUUUUAUACAGCGCGUUUACGGCACAUCAGUAAUGAGCAUAAGUCUGUCGUGUUGCAAAUAUCCACCCGCGGAUUCAAUCCCUAUCAUUUGGCGUGAGAAUCUGCAACCGCUUAUGGAACUUUUGCUGAGUCUCGCGAGCGGAAUUCGCGCGACGGUAACGGACAAACAUGGUGUUCCACUUCGACAAGCCACUGUCAAGAUCGGAGGAAGAAGCUAUGGCGUGUCGCACAACAUGGCCUACUUUAAAAUGAUACUGGUGCCUGGCGAGUACACGUUAACGAUUUCCUGCGAGGGAUACGUCACGCAAAUGCUGAAAGUCCCUGUGCGACGACAAAACAUAACGAAUAUCGACAUUAAGUUGACACAGAGCACGACAUUUAACACUCACCACAAGAAACCUGAGAAGUUAAGCUUUGUCAAUCGUGCUUUGACCGAUCUCAACGCGAAGUAUCCGCAGCAAACAACCCUUCACAGCAUUGGUAAAACUACGAAGGGCGACGAGAUAAUGUGUUUAGAGAUCGGCUCCAACAAUGACCGGAAACAAACGGGGCGACCUGCCAUCAUUUUCUCGGCCGGCAUUCUACGGCCGGAGCCAGUGACCGCCGGAGUACUCUUGCAUUUCGCCUCGUAUCUCCUGGACAAUUAUAAGCAGGACACAACAAUCGCGAGUUACAUAGACGAUUUCUCCGUAUACGUGGCCCCGGAAUUCUCGUCUGAUUCCAAUGAAACUCUUGCUACUUGUUUGCCGCAGCUCGCGGAAAGCUUGCAAUUUCCGAUUCACGAGAAGCUGCAUGGAGAAGCGGCCAUGAUCGCGAGUUGGCUCAAAGACGUGAAUGCCGUGUUAGCUGUGAAUCUUAACAGUGGCUCGCGACAUAUCGAAAUCCCGUUCGGUCACGAUUACGGUAAGAUACACGAGCAAAAAUACGAAAGCUACGAUGAAAAUGUACUGCGACACUUAGCGUCGGUGUACGCCGACGCGAGAGCGAACAAGCUGUCCACGAGCACGAGAUGCGAGCAGAAUUUGAACAUCAGUGACAAUAGUGUGAUACACGCGGUUGCGGGAAUUGGUGGAAGGAGAGGCCAUCCCUUAAUAGAUUACGCCUACUUCAAUACGAGCACCUUGAUGAUAGAUGUGUACGUCACCUGCUGCACUGCCGAUCACUCAAUCGUCGUGUGGCAGGAGAACAAAGCUAGCUUACUAGCCUGUAUAGAGGAGAUGAAGAAAGGUGUAAGGGGAUACGUCACCAACGAGGAGGACGAACCGAUAGAGAACGUAGUCUUGUCUUACGAUAGGUCACCGCAUUUGAUAAAAAAUGGUAGGUCAGGCUUCUACUCGAUUCUACUAUCGCCCGGGAGUCACAAUAUAACGGCCACGGCGUACGGAUAUCAUACGGAGACCAAACUUGUUUCCACGCUCUCGCUCGAGGCGAAGAAAUCCUUGAGAUUGAUGUUUAAACUCGUCCGCGACGACAGUAUCAUGGGAAUGCCUAGACUCGUAUUCAUCAUGAUAACGGGUAUGGUAUGUUUUGUCAUCGUGUUGUGCUGUAUGUGUAUCUACGCGAGGUGUCGAGCUUCGGAAGAGUAUUCGGAGAAGAGCAGAAAGGGAUACGCAUUUAGUUUACUGAAAGAUGGUAGUAGCUUAUUCGACGACGAUGAGAAAGAAAUUGAGAUAUUUCGAAGACCACAAUUAUACAAAGACGAAUAUCCGUCAAACGACAAUGAAGUUACCAUGCCGUAUUUCGAUGAUAAUAAUAGUUCCGAAGACAGCGACUUGGAAUUUAUUCGGUCCGAGCAGGAAUGGAGCGAUACAAUACCGAGACAUACGUGAUAGUAAAUGUUUUUGUAUAAUAUACAGAAAUGAUAAGUGGUUGCACAAUGCAUGUGGUAAAUUUAGUGAAUUUUGUAUAAUUUAAACAAAGCAUUGCUUCUCUUUCUAACUAGAGAGCAGCAACGUUUUGCGAGAAAUAUAAGCAGUUUUAAAGUAUUGCGAAAUUUUCGAAAAUAAUUAGGGUCCAAGUAUGGAAUAUAUACGUACUUAUAUUUUUGCAACUUUUUUUUAGAAGUAAUUUUGUUACUCUUUCUGAUGAUAUUUACAUUAUUUUGUAAAUAUGUCGUGUAAGAAGUAGAAUGCAAUUUUAUAGAACAUUGUGAAAAAAAUAUAAAUAAGGUAAACGUAAAAAAAAUUAUAUCAGGUUUUAAAUAAGAAAAUAAGAGAGAAUCUUUUAGAAUCGUUAACUGUUAUAAAUAGAUAUAAAAGGAAAAUCUCAUGUGUGUUCAUAAAACUAUCAUAUUACAUUAAGAGAACUGUUAUCAUUAUUAAAAACAAACAUGAAUAUUGAAAACAACACAUGAGACAUUUAACAAUUUCUUCUUCAAUAUUGUGCUACAAUUUAUAUGUGAUUUAUAUAUGAUAAAUUUCUUAUUUAUGUUUUAAAUUGCCCAAGAACGUUAUUAUUUUAUUUAAUUACAUGAAUGCUGAAAUCUAAGAAAAAGGAAAGCAUUUUUUCUCUUUUCCUACUUUUAUUUACGAAGUAAAAGAGAAGUACUUUUUUUAUUUACUUAGAUUUUAUCAUAUUUUAUUACAUUUAUGAUAAACAAUUUAGUGAUAAUCAUAAAUUAUUCAAAGAUACUUCCUUAUGCAUGUCAUUCCAAUAUACUAAGAAAUAAUAUUUGGUACUUACGGUUAGCAGUCUUUUAGUACUUAUAAAAUUUAGACAAGAGUGAAUUAAUUAGCAAUUAAUUGUAAUAGUAUAGCUGUAAAGGACAAAAUUUUAGAUUAUCAGAGGAUAUUAAAAUAAGCAAAUUUUUCUGUUAAAUAAACACGUUUACAGAAUUACGUAAAA
This is a messenger RNA of Monomorium pharaonis (pharaoh ant), 6218 nucleotides long. It is a transcript of the gene svr, whose product is annotated as carboxypeptidase D. Gene Ontology annotation, molecular function: zinc ion binding; metallocarboxypeptidase activity. NCBI's taxonomy places the organism in Eukaryota, Metazoa, Arthropoda, Insecta, Hymenoptera, Formicidae. Bases 167 to 5203 code for a protein of 1678 amino acids. The record is from RefSeq and is a predicted model, not a curated record. Gene Ontology annotation, biological process: proteolysis. The transcript has 15 exons.